This is a messenger RNA of Arachis stenosperma, 411 nucleotides long. Its product is annotated as protein FAR1-RELATED SEQUENCE 5-like. The record is from RefSeq and is a predicted model, not a curated record. The coding region runs from base 1 to 411 and encodes 136 amino acids. Lineage: Eukaryota; Viridiplantae; Streptophyta; Magnoliopsida; Fabales; Fabaceae. The transcript has a single exon.
AUGCAUGUUCGCAUGGACGAUGAAUCAGGACGUUGGCACGUUGCAUACUUUUCAGACGCGCAUAACCACCGCGUUCUUAAAUUGCAAUUUUCUUCCAUGCUCCCAGGCCAUCAGAGGAUGAGCGAAUCGGACAUCGAGCAGAUGAACGACAUGCACAAAGGGAGCAUUGGCGUCUCGCGAAUCCACGGUUUUAUGGCGAGCCUAGCCGGCGGGUGUCAUAAUGUCCCCUAUACAACAAGGGACAUGCACAAUGUGAAUGCGAAGCAACGGAGGGAGGGUGUCCUAGAUGCGGAAUCGUGCUUAAGGUAUCUUCGAGAGUACAAGGCAAAUGAUCCAGCACUGUACUACAAAGAAAUUGUUGAUAGGGAGGGCGUGUUACAAUAUUUGUUUUGGUGUGACGGCACCAGCUAA